AUGGAUCAUGAAAAACAAUCAGAAAUAAAGACUUCAACUACUUUUAAAGAUUCAAGUGCUAUCUCCGUACAUUCAUCAGAUAAUAAUCAAUAUCCAUCGGAAUUAUCACCAAAAUCAUCCAUCUUAGAUUCAAAUGACACAUCACCUGCAACUCAUUCAAGAAAUAGAAUUCAAAGAUUUGUUGAUUCAUUUAAACCAAUUCAAGUUGAAGAUGAUGGAAUAGAUACUAGUAAAUUAACACCUAUUGAAAAAUCCAACUUAGCUUCUUCUCGUCAACCACUAGGUCGUCAAUUGAAGAGUAGACAUUUACAAAUGAUUGCAAUUGGUGGUUCUAUAGGAACAGGGUUAUUUGUUGGUAGUGGUUAUGCUUUAAGUCAAGGUGGACCAGGUUCAUUAUUAUUAGGUUAUUUUGUUGUUGGAGCUUCGUUAUUAGUUGUAGUAUUGAAUUUGGGAGAAUUAUGUGUUCAAUUUAAAAAUAGGAAUUUUAAUGAUUUUCAUAGUAGAUUGCUUGAUCCAUCUAUUGCAUAUACACUUACAAUCAUGUAUAGUGUUUCAUGGAUUAUUUCAUACCCAUCUGAACUUAUAGCUGCUGCAAUGACAAUUCAAUUUUGGAAUGAUUCUAUAAAUCCAGCUUUAUGGGUUGCAAUAAUUUGGAUAGUUAUAACUUUAAUAAAUUUAUUUAAUGUAAGAAUUUAUGGAGAAUCAGAAUUAAUACUUUCAAUUAUUAAAGUUCUUGCAGUUAUUGGAUUUAUAAUACUUGGAAUUUGUAUAAUCUGUGGAGUUGGUGAUCAAGGUUAUAUUGGAACUAAAUAUUGGCAUCCAAUAGUAGCUAAUGAUUUUUCAGGAAGUUUUAUUUCUUUUAAAAGUUUAGCAUCUGUUUUUAUUACAUGUGCUUUUGGAUUUGGUGGGAUUGAACUAGCUGCUUUAGCUUCAUCAGAAGCUGCAAAUCCUAGAAAAUCUCUUCCUAAAGCAACAAAGGGUGUAUUUUGGAGAAUUUUAAUAUUUUAUGUAUUAACUGCCGUUAUUAUAGGUUGUUUAGUUCCAUAUUCUAAUAGUGAUUUAUUGGAUGGUGAAGGUAUAGCUGCAAGUCCAUUUGUGAUAGCUGUUAAUUCUGCAGGAAUCAAUGUUGUUCCUCAUAUCAUGAAUGCUGUAAUUGUGAUAGCAGUUGUAUCAGUUGGCUCAUCUUCAGUUUAUGGAGCAUCUAGAACAUUAGCUUCCUUAGCAGCACAAGGUUUAAUUUGGGACUUUUUUGGAUAUAUUGAUAGACAAGGUAGACCAAUUGUUUCUAUAAUUCUCACUUCUUUAAUUGGUUUGUUAGGUUUUUUGGUUGUAAACAAGAAUGAAGGUGAAGUAUUUACUUGGUUUUUUUCAGUAUGUUCAUUAGCAUCGUUUUUUAUUUGGUCUUUUAUUUGUGUUGCUCAUAUAAGAUGGAGAUGGGCGUUACAUGCACAAGGGCGUUCAAGUGAUGAAAUUAUUUUUAAAUCCCCAUUUGGUACGAUUGGUUCAUGGAUUGCAUUAGCCGUAUUAUUAUUUAUAAUAGCAGUUAUUAUCUGGGUCGGUAUUAUGCCACUUGGAGAAGAUGGUCCUGAUGUAGUUACAUUUUGGCAAAAUUGUUUAUCUUUACCUUUACUUAUAGUUAUUUGGGCAGCUCAUAAAACAUAUUAUAAGACUUGGAAUCAAUUUUGGAUUAAAUUGAAAGAUAUUGAUUUAGAUACAGGUAGAAGAGAAGUUGAUUUAGAUUUGUUAAAACAAGAAUUAUUAGAAGAGAAGGAAGCUCUUGCUCAAAGACCAAUUUGGUAUAGAAUUUAUCGUUUCCUAUGCUAG
Molecule: messenger RNA, 1824 nt
Organism: Lodderomyces pseudojiufengensis
Lineage: Eukaryota; Fungi; Ascomycota; Pichiomycetes; Serinales; Debaryomycetaceae
Gene: GAP4
Product: Gap4p
Exons: 1
Coding region: 1-1824 (607 amino acids)
Biological process (GO): amino acid transmembrane transport
Cellular component (GO): membrane
Molecular function (GO): amino acid transmembrane transporter activity
Source: RefSeq, a predicted model, not a curated record